GGCCCCCUGGUGAAUCCUGUCGGCGACCACAGUCAUCAGCCUGACCUGGCAUGUGCAAGUUCCAAAGCUGAUGAUGCUCUCCUCUUUGGGGCUGCUUUGCCCUUGGCGUCAGCUUUGGCCUUUAUCUUUGAUGACCUGCUCGAGCUUCCCCUUCAUCCUGGCAGGAUCGGCACCCUUGGCUUUGGAGAGAGGACCAAGCCCUUCUCGUAGCGAUCUUUCCUGCGCCCAAAUGAGGUGUGGCCACUACACCACCUGGCUGAUGAGAAGAGGACUUUCUUCUUCGAAGAUCACAUCCGAUCAGAGGAUGACCAGCCUGAGCUUGCCAGCUCCUCUUGCAAAGGUCAGAGCACCUUUGCUCCAGCACGUCUCAUCGCAUCGAAGCACCAGCGGAGGCCAGAUCUACUUUUUCCCACGUGAUGGACAUGAUGCCACUGUGAGAUUGAGAACAGCUGUUGUCUCUAUGCUGUCCCGCUACGAAAGUCAUGGCCGAUCGAGACUCCAUGGGCUUAAAGCAGGGCUUUUCACGAGGCAUGUAUCGACGAGCGAAUGUGGCAACAGGUCAACAUCAUCCAUGGGCAAAGUCUGCAGGUUGCUGCAGCAGCUAGUGGUUCAGCAACUGGUGGUUGAUGAUGCCCAGAAGUAUCAUCACCAUGGUCAACUUCAGGUGAAGCAACAGGUUAUUGAAAGACCGCCAGAAAGUUGGCGAGCGCUUGAGAGCUGUGGAGGGCAGGGAUUUGGCUAACAUGACAUUUCUA
Molecule: messenger RNA, 755 nt
Organism: Cladocopium goreaui
Lineage: Eukaryota; Dinophyceae; Suessiales; Symbiodiniaceae
Source: the annotation of a GenBank genome assembly